Molecule: messenger RNA, 9795 nt
Organism: Daldinia childiae
Lineage: Eukaryota; Fungi; Ascomycota; Sordariomycetes; Xylariales; Hypoxylaceae
Product: Enniatin synthase
Exons: 3
Coding region: 1-9795 (3264 amino acids)
Biological process (GO): secondary metabolite biosynthetic process; amino acid activation for nonribosomal peptide biosynthetic process
Cellular component (GO): cytoplasm
Molecular function (GO): phosphopantetheine binding; catalytic activity
Source: RefSeq, a predicted model, not a curated record
AUGGAAUCUUUUCAGGCCAAUAUAGUCGAGCUUACCCCCUCCGUCGCCCAACUUCUUGAUCCAUCCAGUGUCCCUAGCCUUGAAUUGCUGGUGUUUGGUGGGGAAGCGCUACGAGAUAACGACGUAAAGGCUUGGUGGGGAAAAGUUCGCCUUUCUAAUACCUAUGGGCCCAGCGAGUGUACUCCGACCGCCACGUUCAACAUAGAUACUCCUCAGAUUCAGGAUGCAACCCAAAUUGGUAAAGGGGUCGGGGUUGUUACCUGGGUGGUAGAUCCGAACAACCAUAAUGCCCUUCAAGCCCCAGGGUUUGUUGGUGAACUAUUGCUAGAGGGACCUGUCGUAGGCCAAGGGUACCUGAAUGAUGAGGCAAAGACAGCUCAAGCCUUCAUCGAGGAUCCUGCUUGGUUAUUACAGGGGUCAGCUACCCGACCGGGGCGCCACGGGCGCUUGUACAAGACAGGAGAUCUCGUUUAUUACAGCCAAGGAGGUAACUUGACUUUUGUUGGUCGUAAGGAUAACCAAGUUAAAAUUCGUGGACAGAGAGUGGAGCUAAGUGAAGUAGAGCACUGGGUUCACACAUGUAAAGUCGGCAAUGCGAAGCAGGCCGUAGCCGAAGUUCUUGUCCCAGAGGGAUCAAAUUCUGGACCAAUCAUAGCAGCCUUCUGUCAGGUAGAUGGUAGCGACAGCAUGGGCUCUGAGUCGCACUUUGGAUCUUCGCUACUUUCUAUCUCCAAGGACGUGAGCGAUAAAUUAGCUUCAUCUCUACCUAGCUACAUGAUUCCGAGUGUCUUUUUCUCUAUAUCUGAGCUUCCCAUGACCCCUACCGGCAAGCUGGACCGAAUGCGUCUGCGUCUUAUAGGAGAGUCAUUCUCAUCUCAGGAGAUUUCCAAAUGGAAAACAGCGGAGAGCGGUCCGAAGAGGCAGCCAACGUCUGAAUUAGAACGCCAGCUGCAAAGAAUAUGGGCUCAAGUGCUUAGCGUCGACGCCGAGACUAUUGGGCUAGACGACAGUUUCUUCCAGCUUGGAGGUGACUCGCUCGCUGCCAUGAAGGUUGCAGCACAAGCUAGAAAGGUUGGCAUUGAGCUUGCAGCAGCCGAUAUUUUCGAGCAUCGCCAGUUAAGCCUCAUUGCUGGUAAAUGUAACUUUUCGGCCGAGGUUUUGUCAAAGGGGAUACCUAGAACACAACGCGUUGGUCCUGUUCCCCAAUCAUUCGCCCAGGAGCGUUUGUAUUUUCUCGAACAGCUACAUCCUAGCCUCACAUGGUACCAUAUGUUGUAUUCGAUAAGACUCCAGGGGCACUUGAAAAUUGAUGCCCUUGCCACUUCACUUCUAGCUCUGGAACGCCGUCAUGACACACUCCGAACAACCUUUGCCUCAGAAAAUGGCAUUAACCUACAAUCCGUCAGGCCGUUCGAACAACAUGACUUUGAAGUAAUUGAUGUGUCGCCAAACAAAGAAGAUGAGUUCCAGGAGAGGCUGAAAAAGCGCCAAAUGACCCCUUUUAAACUUGAGACGGAGCCUGGCUGGAGAGUCUGUAUCUUUAAGCUAAGCACAGAUCUACACGUUCUUUCUAUCGUAAUGCAUCAUAUUAUUGCCGAUGGCUGGUCUAUUGAUGUCCUUCGCACUGAAAUAGCUGCUUUCUACGCGGCAGCUCUUCAUGGGAAGGAUCCGCUCUCUCAGGUAGAUCCUCUCCCGAUUCAAUAUCGAGAUUAUUCAGUAUGGCAACGCGAAAAUAGUCAACAGGUCAGCCAGCAUCAGAGACAGCUAGAUUACUGGGUCACACAGUUGCAAACAAGCAGACCGGCAGAAAUGCUGUAUGACAAGCCUAGGCCAGACACACUCUCUGGAAAGGCUGGUGUUGAGCAUAUCAGGAUAGAAGGCUCCCUAUAUUCUGCCCUUACAAAGUUCUGCAACGAACGUCACGUCACACCAUUCAUAUCUCUCCUAGCCGCCUUCCGGGCCACCCAUUUCCGCCUUACUGAUCAAAGGGAUGCGACAGUUGGUUGUCCAAAUGCUAAUCGUGACCGCUGGGAGCAACGCGAUAUCCUAGGGUUCUUUGUCAAUAUGCAAUGCUUCCGUAUCAAGAUCCAGGAUCACUCUUUUGAAGACUUAGUCAAUCAGGUUCAGCAAGUAGCUACGGCCUCCAUGGCGAACCAGGAUGUCCCUUUCGAAAAAGUUGUAGCUAAGCUUGGCAAGGAUAGGGAACUAUCUCGGAACCCUCUAGUACAGAUGAUAUUCGUUGUUCAUUCCCAAUUGAAUUUGAACCGCUUUACUCUGGAAGGGCUAGAGGCCGAGACGAUACCUGCUCCGCCCGCGUCUCGCUUUGAUCUCGAGUUCCAUCUUUACCAAGAAGAUGAAGCACUCAGUGGAGGCAUUGUCUAUUCAACAGAGCUCUAUAACGCCGAGACUAUCAGAAAUUUGCUAUUAAUUUUCAAGCAUAUGCUUGGAGAGUGUCUUUCUGACCCUAGCAUGGCAAUUCAGUCAGUACCCCUUUUGACGAAGGCCGCCCACACAGCACUAGAUCAACGAGACCUUGUCAAGACCCACCAAACAGAAUAUCCUAGGGACUCCGAUAUUGUUAGCGUCUUCCGCCGACAAGCUCUAGCCAAUCCUGAGCGCGUUGCUGUCAAGGACCCUGAGCUCAAAUUGACAUAUUCUCAACUAGAUCAAAAGUCAGAUAUUCUUGCUCAAUGGCUCUCGCAAAGAUCGCUUGCUGAGGAAAGCCUUGUUGGUGUAUUUGCCAGUCGAUCCUGUCACACGAUUAUCGCCAUCCUAGGUAUUCUCAAGGCUAGGCUAGCAUAUUUACCAUUCGACAUCAAGAUUCCACCAGGUCGGAUGCAAGCUAUUCUGGAAUCAGUGCCUAACUGCAAGCUAGUACUCUGCGGUGUAGAUACGCCCGCUAUCGAUGGCCUUGAUAAUGUUGAGUUGGUUCCCAUCAAAGAAGCGCUAGCGCCGCAUAGUCGAGCUCACGAGACCAUCCUCCAACAUCCUUCACCAUCCAGUCUCGCCUAUGUCAUGUUUACGUCGGGGUCGACUGGCCAGCCAAAAGGUGUUCCGGAGCAUGGAAUCAUAGGCCACAUAUCAAAUGUUGCUUUCGAUGCUUCGACAUGGGAGAUCUACACAGCCCUACUCAAUGGUAGCACUCUUAUUUGCAUUGAUACUGAUACACUCUUAGACUACACGGCUGUAUCAAGGGUAUUCUCACAAGAGGCAAUUCAGGCAAUAUUCAUCACGCCGGCUUUGCUGAAGCAAUACCUCUCUCAAUGUCCGAACAUUGUUCGAAGACUUCGUGUACUCAUGGUUGGAGGGGACCGUCUUGAUCCCGAGGAUAUCCAUAAAGCGCAGAAUUAUAUGAAAAAUGGCAAAAUUAUCAAUGGUUAUGGACCAACGGAGAACACAACCUUUAGCACAACCUAUUGUGUUCAUGAUGGAGAAAUCUUCACCAAUGGCGUCCCUAUAGGCCAAGCGUUUGAUAACUCGGGAGCAUACGUCAUGGAUCAUCUGCAACGUCUAGUGCCAAUAGGGGUCAUCGGCGAGCUAGUCGUAACAGGAGAUGGCCUAGCCCGCGGAUAUACUGAUCCUCAGCGGAACGUAGAUCGGUUCAUUACUAUUACUGUUGACGGACAGACUGUUCGCGCCUAUCGAACUGGAGACUACGUGCGCCACCGUCUGAGCGACGGCAAACUGGAGUUCUAUGGACGAAUUGAUGGCCAGACUAAAAUCCGCGGCCAGCGCAUUGAAGUAGGAGAAAUUGAACACUGCUUGCGCCGGCACCCCUCUGUCCAUGAUGCAGUGGCUGUCAUACAAGAGAAUUCUAAACAUGAAGCGCAUAUCGCGAGCUUCAUUACAAUUCGCGUAGAUGAAGGAGGCAGCGGAGAUAAAAUUGAAGAGAGUACUGGGGAUGUCGUCGAGUCUAAGCAUGUUGGGGUGUGGGAGGACCGUUUCAACGACGAAACCUAUGCUCCCAUGGACAACAUACAAGGCGAAUCCCUUGGGAGAGAUUUCGUGGGCUGGACCUCCAUGUACGAUGGAAGCGACAUUGACAAAAGGGAGAUGAACGAAUGGCUGGAUGAAACUAUAGGCGCCUUACUCAACGGCCGGGCACCUGGUGAUGUGCUUGAAAUAGGGACAGGCUCUGGUAUGAUCCUCUUCAACUUAGGUCAAGGGCUCCGAAGCUAUGUUGGAUUGGAUCCAUCUCAGCGGGCUGUCGAUUUUGUCGCCAAUGCUUCUAGGUCCAUACCCGGAUUGGCAGGGAAGAUUCGCAUGUUUAAAGCCACUGCCGCAGAGCUCGGUCAGCUGAAAGGGCCUAUAUCCCCUAACCUAGUCGUUAUCAACUCAGUCGCCCAAUAUUUCCCAAGCCAAGAAUAUCUCUUCAAAAUGGUAGAAGAUGUCUUGAGACUAGAUAGUGUCGAGACUAUCUUUUUUGGAGAUAUGCGGUCCCACGCUUUAUACCAAGAAUUCUUAGCCAGUAGAGCCUUGUUCAUGCUUGGAAAUGAUGCUCGCGCGGAUGAUGUUAAACGGAUGAUGGCCAAGAUGGAAGAGAUUGAACUGGAAUUCCUCGUGGAGCCAGCAUUCUUCACAGCCAUGAAAGACCGACUGCCAGAAUUGAUAGAGCACGUGGAGAUUCUUCCCAAGAGAAUGAAAGCAACUAACGAACUCAGCUGCUAUAGAUAUGCUGCAGUGGUCCAUGCCAAGCCUCGAGGGAAACAUACUAGCCAGCUCAUCCAUGAGAUUCCUAAGGAUAGUUGGAGGGAUUUUAUGAGUAUGGAUCUAGACCAGGUGUCAUUGACCGAUCUCUUACAACGUCACUCAAGUGAAGAAGUCAUUGCCGUUGGCAACAUCCCUUAUAGCAAAACUAUAUUUGAGAGAUAUCUUGUCGACUCGGUCAGCGGUGGCAAAAAAUCGAGGAUUGAUGGCGCAGACUGGCUACAGGAUGUGCGUCAGAAAGCCAAGGCCUGUCCCACAUUAUCGUCCGUUGAUUUACUCGACGUCGCUCAGAAGGCAGGGUACCGAGUCGAAAUCAGCUGGGCGCGGCAAUACUCUCAACGCGGCGGUAUCGAUGCAGUAUUCCACCGCUAUCAGCCUGAAAAUGGGAAGCGCGUCAUGUUCCAAUUCCCUACGGAUCACACCGGCCGGCGAUUGCAGGCAAUGAGUAGCAAGCCCCUUAAGCAACAGAUGUCUGAGACUAUACAACGAGAACUCCAGGACUUGCUGCAAGCUCAUUUACCAUCGUACAUGGUUCCUCGCCUAAUAACUAUCCUAGAUGAAAUACCAAUCAACGAAAAUGGUAAAGUCGAUCGCAAGGCUCUCUCAAAUAAGCGACAAAUGGACACAUUCCGAGGCCCAGUGCGACAACCUACCACAGAAUCGGAACGUCAAAUCCAGGCUAUUUGGGCCGAGGUCCUAAACGUCGAACUGACUACGAUUGGAGUAGAUGACAGUUUCUUCCAACUUGGAGGUAACUCUAUUGCUGCAAUGAAGGUCGUUGCUGAGGCGCGUGAUGUAGGCCUGCAAAUGGUUGUGGCGGACAUCUUCCGCUGCCCCCGGCUCUACCAACUGGCGGAGCAGGCCUCAGAAUUACGAGAUGCCGAUGACUCUCUUGUAUCCAUGUCUCAAAUAGAAAAGGCCGGGCCUAUUGAGCAGUCCUUUUCCCAACAACAACUGUGGUUUCUAGAGCAGUUGUAUCCUGGUUUGACCUGGUAUCUCAUGCCCCGCGCACUGCGUAUUCGGGGACCUCUUCAACUUGAUUCGCUUAAAGCAGCUCUUCUCGCCGUCGAGAGUCGCCACGAGACUCUCCGGACGACCUUUGCAACAACUGACGACAAUGUCAGCAUUCAAGAGGUACAUCCUAUGAAGUCAAAAGAUCUAAGGAUAGUGGAUAUUCAACCAGGAGAAAAGGGGAACCUCGACAAGGUAUUAGAGAUCGACCAUAAUACGCCAUUCGAUCUUACCAAAGAGCCUGGAUGGAGGGUGACAGUAUUUCGGCUAAGCAGAGAGGAGCAUAUCCUAUCAAUCGUCAUGCAUCACAUCAUAUCUGAUGGUUGGUCCGUUGAUGUGCUUUGCAAAGAACUUGCAGCUUGCUAUUCUGCUUCGGUACGCGGCCAUGAUCCCCUAUCUCAAUUAAGCCCUCUACCAAUUCAAUACAAGGACUAUUCUGUCUGGCAAAGACGUCGACAGCAAGAGAACAAGGGUAAACAACUCCAGUAUUGGGUUAAGCAACUUGAGACAAGUCGACCAGCUGAGCUUCUCUGUGACAAGGUCCGACCCGCCACUUUGUCGGGACAUGCAAGGACGGAAAGAUUCAAGAUUGAAGGGAGACUUUAUGAUAGGUUGCAAAGCCUUUGCGCCAAGUACGACGCGACGCCGUAUAUCAUACUUCUUACGGUGUUUAGACUGACACACUAUUAUCUAACCGGUCAAACUGAUGCUACUAUUGGCACACCGUUUGCCAAUCGAGAUCAAUAUGAGGUUAAAGACCUUAUUGGCUUUUUUGUCAACAUGCAGUGCUUCCGCAUUAUGAUUGAAGACGACGACACGUUUGAAGGCUUGAUCCACCAGGUUCGGUCGGUAGUAACAGGAGGCCUCGAAAACAAAGAUGUCCCCUUUAUGAGCAUCAUAUCUGAGCUUCAGAAGCCUCGAGACUUGUCGCGACAUCCGCUAGUCCAGUUACUCUUUGCAGUCCAUUCGCAGCUUGACCUAGGGAUACUUGAGCUCGAGGGCGUCGACAUUGAAAUUCUAGAGGGCGAAACUACUUCAAUGUGCGACAUUGAGUUUCACAUUUACCAGGAGCAAAACGGCCUUCGGGGUGAAGUUGUAUACUCGACAGAUCUGUUCGUUCGUGAAUCAAUUUCCAACAUGAUCUCCGUAUUUCAGAAUCUUCUUGAGAAAGGCCUUGGAAACCCAGAAACUCCCCUAACAGACAUGCCGUACCUGACCGACGAAGACUACAGCAAUCUUGAGGACAUGGGUCUAUUCGAACCACACCGUACUGCCUACCCCCGAGAAUCUAGCAUAACGGAUAUUUUCAAGAACCAAGUCGCAGAAUGUUCUUCCAAGGUAGCAGUCCGAGAUUCUGCAGCAGAAUUAACGUAUUCACAGCUAGAUACGCUUUCUGACAAGUUGGCUGCAUGGCUGUCUACGCAUUCACUUGAGCCUGAGUCGAUGGUUGGCGUGUUUGCAAGCAGGAGCUGUCAAACGAUCGUUGCAUUCUUGGGUAUUCUAAAAGCCGGACUUGCCUACGUGCCCUUCGAUGUCAAUACACCUAAGGGUCGUGUCGAAUCUAUCCUUUCGUCGAUACCUGGACGUACUAUUGUUCUCAUGGGCGAGAACACUCAGCUGCCAUCAAUUCGGCUCCAGAAUGUCAAAUUCGCGGCAAUUACAGAUGUUCUUAAUGGGCACCUACAAAGUGGCACAGCUAUAAAAUCUAAAUCCCGGUAUCACGCACCUUCAGCUACGAGUCUUGCCUACGUAAUGUUCACGUCAGGCUCAACGGGUAAACCGAAAGGUGUCAUGGUACCUCAUCGAGGUAUAGUCCGACUGGUCAAGGAGAGCAAUAUGGCCAAGUACCUAUCUCCCACGGGAGCCAAGGUCAUCAACGCAUACGGGCCCACGGAGAACUCUGUAAUUAGUACUUUGUAUUGUCUGACUGAGGAUGACGAGGCUUUCCCCAACGGAGUGCCUAUCGGGAGAUCAAUUAGCAAUUCGGGAGCUUACGUACUAGAUUCUCAACAGCGUCUCGUACCUUUGGGCGUAGUUGGGGAACUUGUUGUGACCGGCGAUGGUCUAGCAAGAGGUUACACCGAUCCUCAGCGCAAUGUCGAUCGCUUCAUCAAAAUUUCCAUCAACGGAAUAGAGAUGGAGGCUUAUCGCACCGGCGAUUAUGUUCGGGCAAGGCCAACCGACGGGUUGCUGGAAUACUUUGGGCGGAUUGAUGGUCAGGUCAAAAUCAGAGGAUACCGCGUGGAGCUGGGCGAGAUUGAGCACACUCUACGUGAUCACGACUUGGUAGAUGAGGCAGUCGUGGUGCUACAACAAGGGGCUAAUGGCGAGGUGCGCCUUGUUGGUUUCAUCACAGUGUCCUCCAAAGCGACCAAGGGGUUCGAUAAAAACACGGGAAUCGACAUCAUGCAAAAUAUUGAAGAGAAACUCUCCAGCAAGCUACGAGCAAAUCUACCCCCAUAUAUGGUACCGCAAUUAAUAACCGUCUUGGAGAGACUGCCCAUCAAUGACAACGGCAAAGUCGACCGUCAGGCAUUGACGAAUAUGUCUGCAACCCCGUCAGGAAAUGGAAAAACAGAUUCACGAUCACCAACUUCAGAAAUAGAGAAGCAGCUGCAGGGGAUUUGGGCGCGGGUGCUCCAACGAGAUGAAAAGACAAUUGGACUUGACGAUAGCUUCUUCCAACUCGGAGGCAACUCAAUCACUGCGAUGAAGGUCGUUGCCGAGGCACGCAAGAUCGGCAUCCGACUCGCAGUAGCUGACAUCUUUCUCCGUGAGACGUUGGAAGAUCUAGCCGCAUGCAAACGAGAAGCGGAUGAUAAAAAAGCCACUGAAGAGCUCACGGCUGGUGGUCUUAUUGAUAGUAAAGUCAAAGCCAAACUACUACAUGAGGCCGAUUCAGUUGAGGGUAGUCUACAUGCGCGGAACAUCGAAGAUGUCCUGCCCCUCACCAGCUUCCAGGAGAAAUGCGUCGUUGAAGGGAUAAGCAGCGGCCAGUUCUGCAACUACUUCUACCUUGACCUCGGAGACCAUCUGGAUAUUGAGCGUUUUGAGAGGAGCUGCGAGACGGCCAUUGAGAAGCUUCCUAUCCUCCGUGCGUGCUUCUUAAAGCUCAUGGGGUCGUUUUGGAGAGUCACUCUUCGUAUAUUAGAUCGGCCUCUGCGCAUCGUCAAGGUUGAAGAAGACCUAGACACGUCAUUUAAGACUUUCUGUCUACAGGACAUUCCGGCAUGCUCACACAUCCAACCGGCUCUUGCUCUUGUUCUCCUCCGUCAUAAAUCUCAAGGUCUUCGGCUCAUUAUUCGCAUGUCCCACGGCCAGUACGACGGCCUUAGUUUACCCCUAAUUGUCGAGGCGCUUUUCGCGCAAUACCAAAACAAGCCAACUGCAGAGGGCCCAAGCUUCUCAAAAUUCCUGUCAUAUUCAUCAGCCAAGCGCCAACAGUCAUCCCAGUACUGGAAGAACCUCUUAGAAGGAUCGGAUCUCACAACCCUCAAGCAUGUCCAGCCUAGCCUCCUUGCGCCGUGUCUUCAAGACCCUCGACCCAGGGGCAUCCAAGUUUCAGCAGACACCAAGCCGUUGAAGCUGUCUGGAAAGACUACCCACGCAACCCUUGCCAGUGCGGCGUGGGCAUUGCUCCUCUCUUGCAUAACAGGCAACGAUGACGUGGUCUACGGCCACUUGAUUUCCGGUCGCAACUCUGCCAUUGAUAGCAUAGAGCAGAUGAUAGGCACAUUCGUCAACAUUAUCCCAGUCCGCGUCAAGCUGCCUACCGCCUCGACUUCAAAAGACUUGCUCCGCUACGUUCAAGAUCAAUUUAUCAGGCUUGGAGAGGCAGACUCUCUUGGGUUCAAGGAUAUCAUGAGAAACUGCACCAACUGGAAGGAUAGCAAAGACUUCGACUUCGUGAUUCAACACCAAAACGUGGACGAAAAUCCAGGCUUCCAAGUUGCCGGAGUCGAGACCGAGUUACAAUACUUCCUAACCCUGAUCGCUUGCCGCCUUGGAAGGUGUUCAUGGUGUCAUAUCCACAGGGCAGCAAGCUUCAUGUCAAGCUAUCUACCAAUAACCACGUGA